Ahaetulla prasina is the source of this 2804-nucleotide messenger RNA. Its product is annotated as F-box/LRR-repeat protein 2-like. NCBI's taxonomy places the organism in Eukaryota, Metazoa, Chordata, Lepidosauria, Squamata, Colubridae. Gene Ontology annotation, cellular component: SCF ubiquitin ligase complex. The transcript has 7 exons. Gene Ontology annotation, molecular function: protein binding. The coding region runs from base 75 to 2123 and encodes 682 amino acids. Gene Ontology annotation, biological process: SCF-dependent proteasomal ubiquitin-dependent protein catabolic process. The record is from RefSeq and is a predicted model, not a curated record.
CCGGCCGUUGGAGGCGGCUCCGUUUCUUUUAUCCAUCUCUCGUCUUUUGCUCGUCUUAUGACCUCCGGCCGGCGAUGGACACCUGCAGGCUGCCCGUCGAGGUCAUCGCUUACAUCUUGAGCUUCCUGCCUAUCUCUGAUAGAAAAGAGGCAUCUCUGGUUGACCGAACCUGGUAUUUUGCAGCCCAAGACUCUCUGCGACAGGAGAAUGUCCUCUACAACAUCCCAGCUACCUCCGCUUCCCUCGGCACCAUCCGGGCCUUGGCCCAAAGGCACGUAUGCAACGUCAAGAUGGCAAACCUGGACAGCUCUACGACUUCCCGGGAUGUUGUCAAAUGCAUUGCCAACCACCUGGGCCCCCAUCUGCGCAGUCUCUGCCUGAACGGCAGCUGCCUGACCGAAGCCAGCUUUGAGGAGCUCCUACUGGCUUGCCCCAGCCUCGUGGCCCUGGACCUGAGCAGUUGCAACAGCAUCUUCAUGUCCGGCACCCUGCUGUCCAAAAAAGAGACUUUAUUGCAAGCCCAAGAAACGCUAGCCAAUUUGCGGGAACUGAACUUGUCCAGCGUGAGGUACUUGUCCGAUCUCACGUUCAACCGCCUGGCCAGCUGUUGUCCCCAGCUAGCCAAGCUGGUCCUGGCCCGCUGCCACCUUACCUUUGAGUUCGAUAGCUACAGUGGCUCCCACGACUACAACUCCUCGGCCCUGCUGUCUUUCCGCAACCUCCUGCACUUUCUCAGCCAGCGAGCCUCUUGUGUGAAGUCUCUGGAUUUGAGCGGCACCAACAUUAACAGCCAGGCGAUGAGGACCCUGGUCCAAGUGGAGAACCUGCAGCUGCAGGAAUUCAUCUUGCAGGCCUGCCGGGAUCUGACCAACGAGGCGGUAAGCAUCCUGUGUCAGCACCAGCCUCAUUUGACCACGCUGGACCUCAGCGGCUGCUCUGAGCUAUCAGACCGGGCUGGGCUAGCCAUCAAUUCCCGGCUUCUAGAUCUUUGGUGCCUGCGCCUGGGGAAACUCCCACGAAUGACCGAUGUUGGCUUCCAGGGAAUGUCACACCUGAAGCAUCUCCAGAUCUUGGACGUGUCUGAAUGCAGUCUGGUGAGCUGCAGUGAGUUCGUGAAAGCUUUUGGCGCUAACACGAGACCUCCUAAGCUGAAAUCUUUCAAUGCUGCCUUUUGUUCAUUACUCAGGGACAGCACAGUGCUCUCUCUGGCCGAAGCUCUAAGCAAGAACCUUCGGGUUUUGGAUCUGUCGUCUUGCGUGUCGCUUUCUAACCGGAGCGUCCAAGCCAUCGCUUCCAGUCUUUUACUCUUGACUGUCCUUCGCUUGGCCUGGUGUAAAGAACUGACCGAUUGGGGCUUGCUGGGGAUCGAGGAGCCCAGAGAGGAGCGUGAAAGCGCCAAAGAGAAAGACGCUGGCCCAAAGUUCAGCAGGAACUUUGGCAACAUGGGGUUUUUCCUGCCCCCACCCCAGGAUCUGGAGCAGGAUAAAAUGAUGGUCAUUAAUCUCAACCAACAGAAGGCCCAAGAGCAGCGCCAAACCUCUCUGAACGCCUUGACCCGUCUGCAAGAGCUGGAUCUGACUGCCUGCGGGAAGCUGACGGACAUGAGCAUAGCCAAGGUUAUUAGCUUCCCAGAUCUUCGCUACCUCUCCCUCAGCCUCGUACCCAACAUCACCGACACCAGCCUCCUCGCCAUCGCGCGCAACUGCCGGAGCUUGGAGCACCUUUCGCUGAGCCACUGCACAAACCUGACGGACAGAGGCUUUGCCGAGGCAGCUGGAUCUUUGUGCAGGUUGCAGCAUCUCGUUCUUUCCGGCUGCAACCAGCUGACGCCCAGACAUUAUCUGACAAAGGAGAUGGGGAACGGCAAGCUUGCUGCUGAGCUUUCUUUGCGGCGGUGGGUGGAGAACAAAGACAACCAACAUCAUCAGCUGGAAUCUCCCCUUUCUAGGAGCCUGAAGUCCAUUGGUCAGGAGUGCCAGCUGCUGAAGACCUUAGAUGUCUCCAUGUGCAGUAAGAUCAGUAUGUCCGACGUAGAACGCUUCCAGUCGCAGCUGCCCCCUCAAAGCCAGACCAGCAUCCAGUCACGGUUUGUGGGUGGAGCAGACCUUUCCAUCACCCUUUGAGGAACCCUUGUGGGUUGUGAGCCUAGACACCUUGGUUAACCUUUCUCCAUCCCAGCGGGAAGGCAGGAAGUCCUCUUGGACAGCCUGGGUGGCCUCUUGCCCGCAGUCUGAAAAUGAAUUGCACUCUUACAGCCUCAUAAGCCCCAUCAAGGAAGCAAAAACCCGUCUUGGGUCCCACAACUAUUUUCCGGAAGUUAUUGAACCAGGCCAGCAAUUUCGGUAUUCUACAAGCAGAAUGGGAGAUACCUAUUUGCUCCAAGAGUUCGGAACGAGGUAAGUAUCCCAACAAGAACGGCAGGGCAAGUCUCGUUAUUCCUACCAACUUUGAUACAGCCAGACAAUGGGCACUUCUUUGUCCCUUCUAAAGGUUGUGAAUUCCCUCUUACACAAGAAGUGCAUUCUUAGUUGCCAACCCUUCAGGGUCCCUUUGUCAAUUGUAAAGGAAACCUGGAUUUGCAUCCACUUUCAACAUUUGCCCUCCUCACUGAUACCAAAGCAUCCUUCGACUGUUCGGACGCAGCGAGGUGUCCCACUGACUUCUCGGAAACAGGGUGAAAAAGCAAUUUUUUCCAAUAGCAUCCAUCUCGUCUUUCUAAGCCUGGGACUCAGUUUCUGUACCUGCAGAGCUGUGUGUUAGAUAUAAAACAGGGACAUAAAUAAAAAUCUGCCAUCUUAUCCGUG